UUAUCUGCUGUUGUGCAAUGCAAGUUGUCAAAAACAUGACGUUUAAGGAAAUGAAUUCCUUCGUUUGAUGUUUAUUAACAGCAUAAUGGCACUAUAUUAAAUAUUAUUAUAUUUUUGCUACGUUUUAUGUACAUACUUUAAAAUGUCUAUUACAAGAUAAAAGUAUUUUUAUUUAUAUUUUUAUAUGAAAAUAAUCUUGAGAUUCAAUAAUCAUGGAAUCUGAAAGUAACGAUUCAUCAAAUGUUAUUCGUUUUCCACCAGAAGUACAGGAAGUGAUUGAUAAGGUUCUUCCUAGUGCUGAUCCAUUAGAUUCCCCGGAUUUUAAUUGUGUGGACUACAUAAACUCAUUAUUUCCAACUGAACAAUCAUUAUCAAAUAUUGAUGAUGUUAUAUGCAAAAUGGAAUACAAAAUCAGUUGUAUUGAUGAUGACAUAAGAAAUGUAGUUCGUGGACAAACUAACGUUGGUCAAGAUGGGCGUACAGCAUUAGAAGAAGCACAGAAAGUUAUAAGAGAAUUAUUUGUACACAUCAAAGAUAUAAAGAUGAAGGCUGAAAGGAGUGAAGAAAUGGUGCGAGAGAUAACACGGGAUAUUAAGCAGUUAGAUUGUGCAAAAAAGAAUCUUACUCUAGCAAUAACUACUUUAAAUCAUCUUCACAUGCUUGUUGGAGGAAUUGAUAAUCUGAAGCUGCUCACUCAGAAAAGAUUAUAUGGUGAAAUUGUGAUGCCGCUUCAAGCUAUCUUAGAAGUAAUGCAGCAUUUUAGUGAUUAUAUGGAUAUUCCCCAAAUAAAGGAAUUAGCAGAUGAAGUGUCUAAGGUACAAGCACAAUUAUCAACACAAAUCACGUCGGAUUUCCAUGAAGCGUUUUCAGGACCAAAUGCUAAAAGUUUUAUUCCAAACAAACAACUUGCUGAUGCUUGUUUAGUAGUUUCUAUACUAGAACCUAGAGUUAAAAAGGACAUUUUAAAAUGGUUUAUAGGUCUGCAAUUGCAGGAGUACUUACACUUAUUUCAUGAAAAUCAGGACACAGCUUGGCUUGAUAAGAUUGAUAAAAGAUAUGUUUGGCUGAAGAGACAUUUACUUGAAUUUGAGAAUAAAUUUGGUUUAAUGUUUCCAAUAAAUUGGGAAGUUUCGGAAAGAAUAACUGUUCAAUUUUGUCAAGUAACUAGAGAUGAACUUUCAAAACUAAUGGCUAAACGGAAGCAUGAAAUAGAUGUUAAGUUACUUUUGUAUGCAAUACAGAAAACAUCAAAUUUCGAAAGUUUACUUUCAAGGAGAUUUACAGGUAUUACAUUAGAAGACAGACAAGAUGGAUCAAAAUUACCUAAUGAGAUUGUAACAAGCAUUCCACUUGAUGAACAUGAUUUUGAAUCCCAACCUGAUGAGCAAUCAUUAAUUGAUCCAUCAGAUGCUAAAAAUAAUGUAGUCGACUCUCCAUUUAAUGGAUUAAUUGGCAUAUGUUUCAUACCUUACUUAUACAUUUAUAUUGAGAGUAUUGACCGAAAUUUAGCAGACUAUUUAGACAGAUUUAUUCAAGAUUCUAAAACAUUUAUGAGUUCCAAUACAAGUACUACUUUUAAUGUUGUUUUGCCUAGUUGUGCAGAUUUAUUUAUGUUCUAUAAAAAGUGCUUAGUUCAGUGCACUCAAUUAAGCAGAGGUCAAUCGAUGGUGAACCUAUCAGAAGUAUUUAAGAAAUAUCUUAGAGAAUACGCGCUGAAAAUUUUGCAAAACAAUUUACCAAAAUUAGUAUCCACAACUCAGUCCUUAGGUACAAGUAUGUCGUCAAUCACAAGAGACAUACAAAAUUUAAAUACCUCAGGAAUCAUUCAAAAUUUUCAUAGUUUACUGAAGGAAGGUGAAAUACCUAGAUUUACUAAAGAGGAAUUGGCAAAGAUCUGUUGUAUUUUAACUACAGCCGAGUACUGUCUAGAAACUACGCAGCAACUAGAGGAUAAAUUAAAAGAAAAAAUAGAGCCUGCUUUGCAAGAUAAAAUCAAUCUAUCACAAGAGCAUGAUAUGUUUCAUACUGUAAUAUCGAAUUGUAUUCAAUUAUUAGUGCAGGACUUAGAAAUAUCUUGUGAACCAGCCCUCACAACAAUGAUUAAGAUGCAAUGGCAAACAGUUAAGAAUGUUGGAGAUCAGAGUGCUUAUGUUAAUGUCAUAACAUCUUAUCUCAAACAAAAUAUUCCUAUCAUUAGAGACUAUUUAUCUUCUUCUCGUAAAUAUUUUACGCAAUUUUGUGUAAAGUUUGUGAAUUCAUUCAUUCCAAAAUUCAUACAACAUAUUUAUAAGUGCCGUCCUAUUGGAAUCUCUACAGAUAAUACAAGUAACACUGUAGGGUGUGAGCAGCUAUUAUUAGAUACUCAUAGUUUAAAAACUGUUCUACUAGACUUGCCUUCUCUUGGUUCCCAAGUAAACAGAAAAGCACCAGCAAGCUACACUAAAGUUGUUGUCAAAGGGAUGACUAAAGCUGAAAUGAUACUAAAAGUUGUUAUGGCUCCCAUAACUCCUCCACAAAGUUUCACAGAACAAUUCUUAAAAUUGCUACCAGAAUGUCACAUAUCAGAAUUUCAUAAGGUAUUAGAUAUGAAGGGAUUAAAACGCAAUGAACAAACUACUUUGGUUGAGAUAUUUAAAAGUCAAGCUCCCAGCUUAAUAGUUACUGAUGAUGAAAGUCAAUGUUCACAUGAUAGUCCCGAUCAUGAUACAGGUAGAAUUAGAAAAUUGGAAAAACUUAUCAAAAAGCGUUUACCAAAUUGAUAAAAUGAAAUAUAGAAAAAUUUAUUUAUUAUUUUUAUAAAGACAUGGAAUUUGAACAAGAUUUAAAUAGAUAUAUUACAAUAAUUAUUUAUUUUCUCAAUAGCAUGUACAACA
Molecule: messenger RNA, 2873 nt
Organism: Ctenocephalides felis (cat flea)
Lineage: Eukaryota; Metazoa; Arthropoda; Insecta; Siphonaptera; Pulicidae
Gene: Vps53
Product: vacuolar protein sorting-associated protein 53 homolog
Exons: 10
Coding region: 213-2759 (848 amino acids)
Biological process (GO): retrograde transport, endosome to Golgi
Cellular component (GO): GARP complex
Source: RefSeq, a predicted model, not a curated record